AAUCUCCCAGUUCCAUCUCUGUCUUCCAUGUUCAUUCAAUGCUCUUCUUUGUUGAAGACCCACGUAAAUUAAGAGUUUGUUUUUGAAAUAUUAUCGAAAGGGAUUAGAAUACUUACUCUCAUGUUCGAAAUCCCAUACUUUUGCCACUCAAAAAACCCUGAGAGUUCAUCAAUAUGUGUUUCAAUGCUUUAGUAAACAAGAAUUCAGGUUUUAAGGGAAAUACUAUCUGCAAGAAUUUUCAUUCAAUAAAUAUGUCAAAAUCUGAAGUUGCCUGCCAGCGAGAUAAAGUCACAAAGGCCUCAACCCGCUUGAAAUCUAAUCAUAUCAUUCACCCUUCUUCAUCUUUUUCACCUUACUAAAACUACCCUCACUUCACUUCAUGAAGAUCUCAUCCUUCCUUCUCUUCUUCUUCCUCUCUGUUCUCCCUCUUUUAUCUCAACCUUCUCAGUCCACAGCCAUUCUUGUUGAUGGUGUUUCAGAGUGGAAGAGCCCAACCGUUCAUGUAGGAGACUUCAUCAUUUUCAAACACAAGUAUAACUACAACCUCUACAUUUUUAAGAACAAGAAUGCCUGUAAUCUCUGCAAUUUCACUCAAGCUACUCUUCUCACCGAGCCCAACUCCACCUCUUAUACGUGGCAUCCUUCACGCACUGGUUUCUUCUACUUCACGUUCAACAAUGGCUCUUUCAAAACGUGCCAAGCCUCUCAAAAGCUCGCCAUAGAGGUCUCAUUACCCCAAAAUGCAAGUACCAUUUCUCCACAGCACCCUCCAAUGGAUGCUCCGGCACCAGUUUCAGGUGGUGUUGUUUCGUCUUCUCCAGCAUAUCCCUGGCCUUUCCGCCCCCGCCAGGAGGCUGUUUCUCCAGGUUCAGCACCGUUGAGCCAUGGCGCUACUGCUCCUGUGACAGUGCCAUCUUUGGUGCCGGAUGCAGGAGGCGGCAUGCCGUUUAUUAAUAGUAAUCCUGCCAUUCCUUUGCCUACUGGUGAAGUGGAUUCAGCUACCAUAAGACCUCUUCCAACUUCAGGCCAAUCUAGACAGGUGGCGGUGGGGUUUCUUGCAGGUCAAAUGGUCAUCUUUUUUGUAGUUUUCCUUUUCCUGAUGCUGUAAAAAGAAAAUUCUGUCAUCUGUAAAAGAGCAAUCCUAUAUAUACAUACUUUAGACAUAAUUGAGUAUAUAAAUUAUGUAUCAUUAUGUGAUUUGGAAUUAUUAUCCAAUUAUGUCCUCAAAAGGGUGUAUUUUUAAAGUUUGUAUAAAAGCAAUUAAACAAUUACUUGGUAGUAAUCAGCAGUAGUAGGUUUGGUUAUUAAGAGAGAGUAAAGAUGAUUAUUAUAAGAAUAUGUAAUUUACUUUCACCAUAUUGUAUGGUAGAGUGAUUGAUGUUUUCUGAUUUUUACUUUGGAA
Molecule: messenger RNA, 1402 nt
Organism: Mangifera indica (mango)
Lineage: Eukaryota; Viridiplantae; Streptophyta; Magnoliopsida; Sapindales; Anacardiaceae
Exons: 5
Coding region: 380-1108 (242 amino acids)
Source: RefSeq, a predicted model, not a curated record